This is a messenger RNA of Nematolebias whitei (Rio pearlfish), 3351 nucleotides long. It is a transcript of the gene slc4a5a, whose product is annotated as solute carrier family 4 member 5a. Gene Ontology annotation, cellular component: plasma membrane. Gene Ontology annotation, biological process: monoatomic anion transport; bicarbonate transport; transmembrane transport. Bases 1 to 3351 code for a protein of 1116 amino acids. The record is from RefSeq and is a predicted model, not a curated record. Gene Ontology annotation, molecular function: sodium:bicarbonate symporter activity; monoatomic anion transmembrane transporter activity; solute:inorganic anion antiporter activity. Lineage: Eukaryota; Metazoa; Chordata; Actinopteri; Cyprinodontiformes; Rivulidae. The transcript has 24 exons.
AUGGAGCAUGGAGACAGAGGGAUGGGUGCCUCUCAUCUUCAGUAUGAGGAAAAGGAUGAUCAUCAGUCCAUCUAUAUUGGCGUCCCAGUAUCUCGAGGGUACAGACGUAAACACAGACGACAGCGCUCUAAUCGAGAAACUCAGGACACCGACAGACGCUACAGUCAGCAAAGACUGCGUGAUCAUGAGCAGUACAGAGACAUGGACAUGGAGGAGGGACUCAUUGAUUCAGCUGAGCAGAGUCUCCAGGACAUCAAUCGCACAAUGUCACCUGCAGCAGAGCGACUGCGUUACAUCCUGAGUGAAGAUGAUGACGUUCCCACACCAACGCUUUUCACAGAGAUGGACACUCUGCAGCGGGAAGGUGAUGAGCUGGAGUGGAAGGAGUCUGCCAGGUGGGUGAGGUUUGAGGAGAAGGUGGAGGAGGGAGGAGAGAGGUGGAGUAAACCCCAUGUGUCUACGCUGUCCUUGCACAGUCUCUUUGAGCUUCGGACCUGUCUCCAAACAGGGACAGUGCUGCUGGAUCUAGAAGGCUACUCCCUGCCUCAAAUUGUUGAUGACAUCAUUGAGAGGCAGAUAGAGGAAGGUUUGAUCUCUCCUGACCUCAGAGACAAAAUCAGUUUUGUGCUGCUGAGAAAGCAUCGGCAUCAGACCAAGAAGCCCAUUCAUCGCUCGCUGGCUGACAUGGGCAAGUCCAGCUCCUCUGCCGGUCGAAACAUAGCCGCUCGAGGUGCAACAGGUCCAGGACCAGGUCAGGGCCAAGGAGCCAAUUUUAACAGAUCUACAGAAGAUCUUCACAUCAAGCAGCAGUCUGCUAACUAUGGCCGCCUGCGUCAUGCCCAGAGUCGGAGUAUGAACGAUAUUGCAGAUACUCCGAGCCCAGACCAGCUUAAAAACAAAUUCAUGAAAAAAAUCCCCAGAGAUGCAGAGGCAUCCAACGUUUUAGUUGGCGAGGUGGAUUUCCUCAGUAAACCUUUUGUCGUUUUUGUUCGUCUGAGCCAAGCUACAACCCUGGGGGGCCUGACGGAGGUGCCUGUUCCCACCAGAUUCCUGUUUGUCCUCUUGGGACCACCAAGAAAAACCAAGUCAUAUAAUGAGAUUGGUCGAGCCAUAGCAACCUUAAUGGUGGAUGAUCUUUUCAGUGAUGUAGCCUACAAAGCCAGAGAUCGGGAGGACCUUAUAGCUGGCAUAGAUGAGUUUUUAGAUGAAGUGAUCGUGCUUCCACCUGGAGAAUGGGAUCCUAAAAUUCGUAUUGAGCCACCGAAAAAAAUCCCUUCAGCUGACAAAAGAAAGUCUGUGCUUUCCUUGAAUGAACUGGGACAGAUGAAUGGUACAACUGAAGGAGGGGGAGGUCUCUCUGAGGACACAGAGAUGCCAGAGCAGCAUGAACUAGGAGAAGAACUGGCAUUCACCGGAUGCUUCUGUGGUGGUCUGUACCUGGACAUUAAACGAAAACUGCCCUGGCUGCCAAGUGAUCUGUACGAGGGCUUCCACAUUCAGUCCAUCUCUGCUGUGCUCUUCAUCUACCUGGGCUGCAUCACCAACGCCAUCACCUUUGGUGGUCUCCUCGGAGAUGCCACUGACAACUACCAGGGUGUGAUGGAAAGUUUUCUGGGCACAGCCUUGGCUGGUACUGUCUUCUGUCUCUUCGGUGGUCAGCCUCUCAUUAUCCUCAGCUCCACUGGUCCAAUUCUCAUCUUUGAAAAGCUCCUGUAUGACUUCAGCAAAAACAAUGACAUAGAUUAUAUGGAGCUGCGUCUGUGGAUCGGCAUCCACUCCUGCCUGCAGUGUUUGAUCCUUGUGGCCUCAGAUGCCAGUUACAUCAUCAAAUACAUGACACGCUUCACUGAGGAGGGCUUCUCCAGUCUGAUCUCCUUCAUCUUCAUCUCUGAUGCCAUCAAGAAGAUGGUGGCUGCGUUCAAGUACUACCCCAUCAACACUGACUUCAAGACGGACUAUGUCACCACCUACAAGUGCGAGUGCUUGGCCCCAGACCCGAUUCCAAUGCCAGAUAACAGCUCGAGUGUUUCUGGGUUGAAUGUGACAGCUCUGGACUGGAGUCAGCUGAGCAAGAAGGAGUGUCUGAAGUAUGGAGGCUCUUUGGUGGGAAAGUCCUGCAAGUACACCCCUGACCUGGCCCUGAUGUCCUUUAUUCUCUUCUUCGGCACCUACUCCAUGACUGUCUCACUAAAGAAGUUCAAGUUCAGCCGCUACUUCCCCACCAAGUUAAGGAAACUCAUCAGUGACUUCUCCAUCUUCAUGUCCAUCAUGACCUUUGUCGGGCUUGAUAUGCUCAUGGGACUUGAGACUCCCAAGCUAAUUGUUCCAACAGAGUUUAAGCCAACUCGGUCAGAUCGUGGCUGGCUGGUGAUGCCCUUUGGGAAGAACCCCUGGUGGGUGUAUUUGGCUAGCUUCGUUCCUGCCCUUCUUGUGACCAUUCUCAUCUUCAUGGACCAGCAGAUCAGUGCCGUCAUUGUUAAUCGCAAGGAGAACAAACUUAAGAAAGGUUGUGGCUACCACCUGGAUCUGUUCUGGGUAGGGAUCCUUAUGGCCAUCUGUUCUUUCUUGGGUCUUCCAUGGUACGUGGCUGCCACUGUGAUCUCCAUUGCCCACAUGGACUCUCUGAAGAUGGAGAGUGAGUCCAGCGCUCCAGGAGAGCAGCCACAGUUCCUUGGGGUCAGAGAGCAGCGAGUGACGGGCAUUCUGGUGUUCGUUCUCACCGGAGUCUCCAUCUUCCUGGCUCCAAUACUCAAGUUCAUCCCCAUGCCGGUGCUGUACGGCAUCUUCCUCUACAUGGGUGUUGCUUCUCUCAGUGGAAUCCAGUUCUGGGACAGAAUCAAGCUGUAUCUGAUGCCAUCCAAGCACCAGCCUGACUUCACCUAUCUCCGUCAUGUUCCUCUGAGGAGGGUUCAUCUGUUCACGCUCAUACAGAUUCUGUGUCUGGCCUUGCUGUGGGUCCUUAAAUCCACUUUCUUAGCCAUUAUUUUCCCUGUGAUGAUCCUGGGUCUCAUGGUGGUCCGGAAGGUGCUUGAUGUGGUCUUUACCCAGCAUGACUUGGCGUGGCUGGAUGACCUCCUGCCUGAGAAAGAGAAGAAAAACAGCAAUGAUGACAAAAAGAAAGGGAAGGAAAUGGAGAAAGACAAAAAGAAGCUCAAAGCAGACGAUAGUGAGGACGAGGAGAAGUUCCACGGUUACCCUAACCACUCACCCAGCUCAGAGUCAGAUGUGGAUCGCAGGUACUGUGUUUUUAAACUGCAUAUCCCCUACAAAGAUCUUGUGUAUCCUGAUGUAGAAGAGUCUCAGUGGGGAGCACACUGCCAGCCUGCCAUCAGCACACAUGUGUUCAUCUAA